Molecule: messenger RNA, 436 nt
Organism: Cuscuta campestris
Lineage: Eukaryota; Viridiplantae; Streptophyta; Magnoliopsida; Solanales; Convolvulaceae
Source: the annotation of a GenBank genome assembly
UGUCGGAGACUGGUGAACGACAGCAGCGACGGGAAUGCAAGGGACUGAGGCGGCGACGCUACAUUUCAGGUUUUGGGUGGCUAACGCAAUUCCGGGAGGAGUCGGUAGUUGGGCACUGGAUCCCUUCGGACCUGGAGAACGUGUGACGCUGGGUCGGGGUUUGGUGAACCAACUGGUCGCUCCUCUAGUUGAAGGCAGAGCAAUAUUUUUUAAUCUGAAGUUAAUCUUUUUUUUGAGGAAGUUUGCAUCUGUGCCGGUCGGUGCUACGGCGGAGAAAUAUUAUUGGACUAGCAUAUUGGAUAUGUUUUGGGCACAACAGACUACUGCUUAAAAAUUACUUGGCAUGUGGCAGCGGAGGCGGCAAUGGCAGUGUGGCGGCGGAGGGCGGUAGUGUAUCAGCAAAGUGAGCAGUGUGGCAGGCAAUAGGGUUGCCAAU